GCCUAAUAUUUUUGACAUUGACAUUACAUGUCCGAUGUCGUGUAUCAUUUGCGUGCGAUUUUAAAUAUAAUGUUUAGAAAGAUUAUGUGAUAAUUAGGUGCCUGUACUAGUUAUUUAAAAUGUUCUCGAGGAAAAUAUCGCGUGUAGUUAAAUACGGACUGUACGGUAGCGUUGCUAUCGGGGGUACAGUAGCCGCUUUGAAGCUUCACGAUGAAGACUACAAUUCCUUGGCUAUUGUGAGACUUACGAGGACAGCAUACACAGCAGUGGACAUUGGAAGAACGUAUCAAAGUAUGCUUUAUAGUAAGGAAUGGGACAAAACGUCAGACGAGUAUUUAGAGGUUAAAAGUCAAGCUCAUCAAAUUGGGGCAGAGAAAUUGCUUGACCUGUGUAGAGCAAACAAAGGUGUGUAUAUCAAAGUUGGCCAACACGUCGGAGCGCUAGACUAUUUGUUGCCUAACGAGUAUGUGACGACGAUGCGAAUAUUACAUAAAAAUGCGCCGAAGAACACAGUUGAAGAACUUUAUUCUGUCAUCAAAGAGGAUUUGAAAAAGGAUCCAAAUGAAUUGUUUGAUGAAUUUUCACCUGAACCACUGGGUACUGCAUCAUUAGCUCAAGUUCACAAAGCAAAAUUAAAAGAUGGUACUGAAGUUGCUGUUAAAGUCCAACACCAUUUUGUAAGAAAAAACAUUAAAAUUGAUUUAAAAUGGAUGGAAUUUAUAAUCAAUACAAUGUCAAAAGUAUUUCCUGAUUUUCAAAUGCAAUGGUUAGUCGAAGAAACUAAGAAGAAUAUUGCUAAAGAACUGGAUUUCUUACAAGAAGGUCACAAUGCAGAGAAAGUUGCGGCACUGUUUAGCAAUUACAAGUGGUUGAAAGUUCCUAAGGUAUUUUGGGACUACAGUUCAGAGAGAGUGCUUGUCAUGGAAUAUGUUUAUGGAGGACAAGUUAAUGAUGUCAAUUAUAUAAAUAAAAGCAAAAUCAACAGAUAUGAUUUGUGUAGAAAGCUUGGUGAUCUGUACUCGCACAUGAUCUUUAUAAGUGGCUUUGUGCACAGUGACCCUCACCCUGGCAAUAUCCUGGUGCGACAAGACCCAGGGGAUAAGGAUGUCACUGUCUUUCUGCUGGAUCACGGUUUGUAUGCUCAACUCACAGAUAAGUUUAGAUAUCAUUAUUCUAAACUGUGGUUGUCGAUAAUCGAUAGAAAUCGGGAAGCAAUGAAAGUGCAUGCUGAAGCAUUGGGCAUAAGGCAGGAAUUGUAUGGUUUAUUUGCAUGCAUGGUCACUGGAAGGCCGUGGGAUUCCAUUAUGAGGGGAAUCAGUAAAACAAAGCCAUCAUCUGCAGAGAAAUCGACAUUCCAAAACGAAUUACCGAAUAUAUUGCACUAUGUGACUCAAUGUUUAGAACAUGUUGAUCGCCAAGCCCUAUUAGUAUUGAAGACUAAUGACCUGAUAAGGAGUAUCGAGUAUGCACUGGGCACUCAUGAAAGAAUGUGUGGCUUUGUUGUCAUGAGUCAGUGUUGUAUACAGAGUGCGUAUAUGCAGGAAUACAGGAAUGAAAAAUCAAUAUUCAAAAGACAGUUUAUGACAAUGAAAUACACCUGGACAAUGCUCGUGUUAUAUCUGUAUAGCGUUUAUUUAAAGAUAAUGGAUACAAUGAUAUUAUAAUCAUUGUGUAAGUACACAUAAAUGGAGUAUUGCAGUUUUAUGGACGCUGUAGCAGCUGCUUGUUUAAAUUCGAGCUACAAUUUGUAUAUAGUUUAGGUAAGCGUGUACCAAGGAACUUUUUUACUAUCUGAAAACAAGGUCGAUAUUUAAGAAAAUACAUUUACAAUUUAGUUUUUUCUAACAAGAACAAAUUCUGUGAAGAUUUUAGUUAGUUAUCUAAGAUAGCUACCAUAAAAAUACCUCAAUAUUAAUUGUAUAUUUGUAAAGGUGUUGACGAUAGGUAUA
Molecule: messenger RNA, 1949 nt
Organism: Manduca sexta (tobacco hornworm)
Lineage: Eukaryota; Metazoa; Arthropoda; Insecta; Lepidoptera; Sphingidae
Gene: Adck1
Product: aarF domain-containing kinase 1
Exons: 6
Coding region: 120-1664 (514 amino acids)
Biological process (GO): mitochondrion organization; lipid homeostasis; protein phosphorylation
Cellular component (GO): mitochondrial inner membrane
Molecular function (GO): ATP binding; protein kinase activity
Source: RefSeq, a predicted model, not a curated record